AUGUCAGAGGCAGUGAAUACAUUAGAGUGUGCAUUAUGUGAUGAUGUGUUUACUGACGGUGCACAUUGCCACUCUUGCAACAAAAAACUCCACUUCCACUGCGCGCAACUAAAUGAACCUGGAUAUCGUAAAGUAGGUGCUAAAAAACAACAGCAGUGGCGUUGUCCAGCGUGCAGGCAGACAGGUCAGACUGUUCAAAUUCCAGCUCAUACUGCAAUACCGUCACCGAUCACAUCUCCGGUUAUCGGUCAAGGCAACGCUCAGCUCCUUGAGGAAAUCAACAAAUCUCUGUUUAUGAAACUGGCACCGUUAGCUAUACUUGCUGGUGAAAUUAGAGUGUUGCGAGGGGAAUUUUCCAGUAUGAAGUCGUCGCUGGGAGCCAUUGAUGAAAGAGUAAACAUUAUACAAGAUAAACUUGAUGUAGUGACGGGAGAUAUUGAGGAUGGUGAGCAGUGGAACCGUAUGAACAACUUGGAAGUGAAAUGCAUACCGCAAAGCAAGUCUGAAAACCUACUUGAACUAAUAAGUAGUCCUGGAAAAUUAAUUUAA
Molecule: messenger RNA, 549 nt
Organism: Chilo suppressalis (striped riceborer)
Lineage: Eukaryota; Metazoa; Arthropoda; Insecta; Lepidoptera; Crambidae
Source: the annotation of a GenBank genome assembly